UUUGGUGUGAUGUUGAAGCUUUCGGAGGCUGUGGCUCCCGACGUGCAAAAGAAACUUUCGUAUGCUGUAAGGAAUGAUAGAAAAGUUCAAGCUAAUAGCGCGUUGUUAGAUUUCUCUUUCAAAAUUUAACUUAAACUACUAUUACGCUAUAAAUACAACGGCAUGUUAUUGAAGAAAAAAGCUGAGAGCACAACGCUAAGAAUCAGGUGGCAAUUUACAGCGAGUUGACAUGGUUCUACCAUGGACCUACUAGCAAAGGUCCAUGGUUUUACAAAAGUAUGUUCUUUGUUAUGUUUAUAUACGUUGGGUUUUAUAGCCUACAGUUCAUUUCCCCCGAUAGAAUAAAAUAUUUUAACAUCAAACAUAAGCCUUAUUAAACGUAUGUAGAAGAAAUACCAAUGACUAACACGUGGGCAAGGAAAAUCUCAUUAGAAUAUUUCAUUUCCUUUGUACACUCUCAUCACUAUAAUUUCUGAAAAUAUUUGUAUAGCCUGAAAUUCAUUAUCCAUUAUCUUGUAUAUAAAAUAGAAAUUUGAUUUAGAAACAUGACGGUUCAUUUACUGAUUUACAAGUAAAUACAAAAUAAAAUCCGCCACUGAAAUCUAUUACAAUCAUUGUAUAAUGUAUUUCUUUUGGUGUAAAAUAAAUAAUAGGGAUAAUAAUUGGAGAAAUGAAAAAGAGGAAAGGUAUUAUUAAGGCAAAUAAACAGAAACAACGUGAAUACAUGCAUUCUAAAUGGAGAAAAGAGAAAAUAUGAAUCAAUUGAGAUACUAGGAGAGUAAACGGAAAUAAGAUCAGAGCGAAAGCAAGAUGAAUUUUGAUAUAAGCUAGACAUACCCUUCAUAAUUAUAUGUGUUCACUUUCGUAUUUAGGGAUGAACAUAAAUGAAAUGGACUAGACCUAUGAUUGCUAGUCUCCUUUUCCUAUAGCACUUCAAAGAAAUAAAAAUACUACAAAAUGCCCGAGCCCCACUACUAUUAGCACACACUCCCUCAGUCGCCCCAACCCCCAAAGAUCAACGAAUGCCAUUCACAUUGGCGUAGAGGAGUAGUUCAUCACGAUCAUCCAGUAUUCCAAACAUCGGACUAUAGCAGAGAGGGACUCUUAAUCUCGACAUCAAGCAUCCUUAUAGCCUUUCCCCCAUACAUGUCAAUCCAUCAACCCAUUCGACCCCAUCCAGCCUCGCCAUCUCCUUGGUUUCACCAGAGUUGAAGGUGGAGGUGCUUAUCCGGGGCGCGAGGGGUUAAGGCGGACUUAGCAUCUCGCCUGUGUCGGACGCUGAUGUCGCGUUUAUCGGGAAGCUGGCUGACUCGACGCGCCAAAAUAUUCCGCAGUCUAGUGCAGAAGGAAUAGGAGCAUCAUCCACGCAGAUCACUACCGGUGCUGAUGGUAACUCGCAUCUCGGAGACCGCCAGACCUGUCGGCGUCUAAGAAGGGAAGUUGUACCGAUCAAGAUGAGUUUCCUUCGGAUGUCACAUUGAGAGCUGUGUGUGAUUUAUCGUCUUACAUUUGACGGAUGCAAAGAGGAUUUAAUAAGUAUAAUUUUGAACAUAUUUCAGCUUUGAAAACUUCAUUUUUACUUGGGACUCUGGAAUAGGCAGUUGGAGAGGGACAAUGUACCCGUACAGCGAAGUUACAUCUGAUAGCUAUUCGAUGUCUAUGAGCGAAACCAACGGUCAUUCAUGCGCCUAUGCGUCGGCGCACUGCCGAGGACGAAACGACCAGGACCAAGAACGCAGCGACACAAUGAUCAUCAGUUCGAACAACGCUUCCAUCGACAACGGCUACGGUCACCAUCACCACCACCACCACCACCGACACUCGCACGUCCUGGCCCCCGUGUGCAGCUCGGAGCACGGCGAGCGACGAUGCCUGCUGUGGGCGUGCUCGGCCUGCAAGAAGAAGAAGAAAUCGAGCCUGUUCGACAAGCGGCGGGCGGCGACUCAACGGGAGAGGCGGCGGCUGUGUAAGGUGAACGCCGCGUUCGAAAUCCUCAAGCAACGGACUUGCUCGAAUCCGGAGCAACGGAUGCCCAAAGUGACUAUUUUGAGGAAUGCUAUCCAAUAUAUUGAACGAUUACAAUUGAUGUUACACGAAGCUGAUGAUCAGGAUGCGUACUUGAGUUCGUAUGGUGGCAUGGAUUGCCGAGAUAUUGAUUUAUGCGAUGAGAUAAGGCACGGAGGGAACAUAAUGAAUGGCGGAAAUCAUACUAGUCUUGGCCACGAGUCUAGUUGCAGGAGAGUUAAAAUUGAAGAACGAGUAUCGAGCUUGGACCACCUUUCUUUGAUGGUAGAAAAUAUCAACACACCUUGCACUUUCCCUGGAGGCAGGGAAUGUCGGGAUAAAGACAAGGGCGCCACCUAGAAAGAAGUUCAAAAUUUCGCAAAAAAAGACGAAUUACGCAUCACCGCCUCUCUGAUUGGACUUCGUACCCAACACGUGACGUUGCCUGAUGGAUUCAAAUUGACGAUCGCUCCUAAGGACAAGGGCGCCACCUACGAUGUUCUUUAAGAUACCACUCGAAACUGACUUGUUUUAUCAUCAUGGGCUAUUCGAUCGGAUAUCUUUACAAAUAAUUUGUUUUUCUUCUUAAUGAGGAAAUCAGAAUUCGCACCGAAUAUUCUUCAAUAUUUAUGUUGGACAUCAUUAUUUUCUGAUGAAAAGUCGAGAGUGCAGAUGUGUCAGAGGAGCCACAUAGUCAGCAUUGACGUGUAUUCUACAUGUAUGUAUUUGUGAAUUUAGAUGAAUAAGGAACUCACGUACUGCCCCGCCGAAGUUGGUUUGUUUAAAAUGGAUAUUCACUCAUCAUGGUAUUCGACGUGAUGUUAUUAGAAGAAGGUGGACCAAAUUCUACACCGUUCUACGGAAAACUCUUAAACUAAAGAUUCAUCCUAAAUAAUACAAAGUAACAUUUUUUUUUCAUAAAAGGUCAUAAACAACGAUGUUGAACUGUAAAUAAAAGGAUCAAUCGUGUGUCAUGUUGAGUGUACAUACUAAAUAAUGCAAAAAAAUAUGGUUCCUGUUAUUUAAGAGGUUUAUUUCCAAUUGGUCUAAUACCAGUUCGUCCAAUUACCAGCUCGUCUAUUAUCAUUUGGUGUACCAGCAGUUCGUCCACUAUCCACAUGGUCUAAUUGCCAUUUCGUCUACUCACCAUUUCGUCUAAUAACCAGUUGGACCAAUAGCCAUUUCGUCUACUCACCAUUUCGUCUAAUAACCAGUUGGACCAAUAGCCAUUUCGUAUACCAUUCGGUCUAAUUGGAAAAAAAAGUGUUAAAUGGGCGAAAUGAAUGAAGUGAAAAUGGGUAUUAGACCAAAUGAUUAUGAGACGAAUGGUCAUAGACGAACUGGUGAUUUGACGUAGUGAUUAUUGGACCAAAUGGCUGUUAGACGAAACGUUAAUGGACGGAAUGGCAUAAGACUAAACAAAGGGAGCUCAUGCGACAUGUGCGAUGAGUAGACGAAUCGGCAGUUUACCUUUCCAGAAGUGACAAUUUGGUCUUUGCGUGCGCUAUCACUAUGUCCCAAUAGCACCCUGGGUAUGUUUUAGAUUCUUGAAAUCACAAAAAUGCUAAACAUAUACAUAAAUCUAGCGGGAGUCUCACGCAUUGCCGCAUUAUACGUGAACGAGACCAUGUAAUUGUUGUAUUAAAGAAGUUUUCUACUUACCCAACACUGAGCCACAAUGUCUCGUUAAUGAGCCAAAAAAUAAAAUCGAUGUGCUAAAAUAAAUUUGUAUAAUAUUAAAGACGCGUUCGUUUGAACACUUUUUUUCAAAAUCUAAGUUGUUAUUAUUGACAUGCCAGUUCUGCUUGGCUACUGUGAUGUUUCGAUUUGUGAUCGUAACCAUAACUAAAAUAUCCUCGACACACUUUAUUUCGAGCUUGAUUGUCUAUGUUGCUUUUGAUUGCAAUGGGUCAAUCUGUAUGGCCCUUAAUACGGUAAAAUGUAUACAAUUAAAACGAAUGCCUUUACGUAUAAGAUUGAGAAACAUAAAUCAUGCAUUACAAGUUG
Messenger RNA from Lytechinus pictus (painted urchin), 4011 nucleotides. RefSeq names its product myoblast determination protein 1 homolog. The record is from RefSeq and is a predicted model, not a curated record. Gene Ontology annotation, biological process: positive regulation of myoblast differentiation; regulation of transcription by RNA polymerase II; muscle organ development. Bases 1615 to 2364 code for a protein of 249 amino acids. NCBI's taxonomy places the organism in Eukaryota, Metazoa, Echinodermata, Echinoidea, Temnopleuroida, Toxopneustidae. The transcript is spliced from 4 exons. Gene Ontology annotation, molecular function: DNA-binding transcription factor activity, RNA polymerase II-specific; protein dimerization activity; RNA polymerase II cis-regulatory region sequence-specific DNA binding.